AUGUCGAUACCAGUCUCCGUCUGCUUUACUGUUUUGACUUUAUCCAAUAAAGAAUUGGAAUUUGACAAACUCGAAAAACAACAAGUUUUGGUUAAAUGGUUAGCUGCACCUAUAAAUCCUGCUGAUAUUAAUCAAGUACAAGGAGUUUAUCCAAUUAAGCCAAAUCUUCCUGCAGUUGGAGGAAAUGAAGGAUGCGCUCAAGUUAUCAGGGUGGGAAGCGACGUCGCUGAAUUUAAAGAAAAUGACCUUAUAGUCCCAGCAAUUUCUGGUAUUGGAACUUGGUGUUCUCACGGAAUUUAUGAUUCUAAAGAACUUUUUUUGGUUGAGGGAGAUGUUAAAGAUUUUAUAUUUUUGUCAAUGUUACAGGUAAAUCCUUCAACUGCUUAUAGAAUGCUUAAAGAUUUUGUGAAUUUAUCUUAUGGCGAUAUAGUUGUUCAAAAUGGGGCGAAUUCUUCUGUUGGGCAUUUUGUAAUUCAGAUUUGUCGUAUAUUGGGAGUAAACACUAUAAAUGUUGUUAGAGACCGGCCACAAAUUGAAAUAUUAAAAAAUCAACUGAAAAAAUCUGGAGCAGAUGAAGUGUACACAGAAGAAGAGUUUUCAACUUUAAUUCGUUCCAAAAAACUCAGAGCAAAAUUGGCUUUAAAUUGUGUUGGAGGAAAGAGUGGAAUGAUUUUGAGCCGUGCUCUCGAGCUUGGAGGUACUAUGGUGACGUAUGGAGGAAUGUCUCAAAAUCCAGUGAAUGUUACAACCUCUUCCUUAAUUUUUUCAAAUAUAAAGUCUGUUGGGUUUUGGAUGUCUAGAUGGUAUGGAAUGAGGCAAAAUAUUGAGGAAAGGAAGAAUAUGUAUAAAGAAUUAAUUGGUUGGUAUAAAAAUGGAGAAUUGACACUUCCAAAAUAUCAAAGGAAAAAUUUGGAGGAAUAUAAGGAUGCAAUAAAUCAAUCAACUCAAUCAGACUCGUCGUCGAUUAAGUCAAAACAAAUUUUUACAAAGAAAGGGAAUGACCAUUAUUUUGAUUAAUUUUGAGGUUCUUUUCUGAAAAUUAUAUUUUUUGAGAAUUAUGUUACUAAAACGGGCGUACAAAAGUAAUACAUUUUGACAAGCAAGCCCCACCGGUCCCAUUAGGUUGGCGCACUGAUGGGUGCUUUGUUAGAUUAUUUUCAAUGCUUAUGUUCUUAACGCAAGUUUCUCCAUUUCCAACCCAAACAUAACCCAAUUAUUAUUGAAGGAAAUAUGCACAACAUUUUUCUCCUUAAUUAAUUGUGACAGGCUAUUGGGAAAAUAAAUGUUGAGUUUUAUAACUUUACAAUCUUCUUGA
Meloidogyne enterolobii is the source of this 1315-nucleotide messenger RNA. NCBI's taxonomy places the organism in Eukaryota, Metazoa, Nematoda, Chromadorea, Rhabditida, Meloidogynidae. The record is from the annotation of a GenBank genome assembly.